Messenger RNA from Pungitius pungitius (ninespine stickleback), 1719 nucleotides. RefSeq names its product crystallin, mu (gene crym). The transcript has 9 exons. NCBI's taxonomy places the organism in Eukaryota, Metazoa, Chordata, Actinopteri, Perciformes, Gasterosteidae. Bases 97 to 1053 code for a protein of 318 amino acids. Gene Ontology annotation, biological process: thyroid hormone metabolic process. Gene Ontology annotation, cellular component: cytoplasm. Gene Ontology annotation, molecular function: thyroid hormone binding. The record is from RefSeq and is a predicted model, not a curated record.
UCUACUGCGCAUGCGUGGAACGCGCCCUGCACCGACGCGUCCCUUCGGGGGGCAGGACGGCGUGCAGCUCAAAGUCCUCUCUCCGCAGAGACAGCCAUGGCCGAGCCCCCCGCCGUCAUAUGGCGGCACGACGUGCAGCGCCUGCUGCGGUACAGAGAGCUGGUCCCCCGCCUGGAGGAAGCUCUGGGGAAGUUCUCCACACGCGACAGUGCCGAGGUGAUCCAGCCCGUGCGCACCACCCUCCCCCUGCAGAAACACCACGGCUUCCUGGGGUCAAUGCCGACGUACAUGGAAAACGACGGCGUCCUCUGCACCAAGCUGGUGUGCUUCUACCAGAGGGAGGCGGGGUCGACUCUGCCCGCCACUCAGGCCACUGUGAUCCUGCUGGACCCGGAGUGCGGGAACGUCAAAGCUGUCAUCGACGGGGAGGAGGUCACAGGAAUGAGGACCGCUGCCGUCUCCGCCAUCUCCGCUAAGCUGCUGAUGAGCCCCGGGGCCCAAGUGUUGGCCAUCCUGGGCACCGGAAAACAGGCCCUGAGCCACUACCACAUCUUCACCGAGAUGUUCCCGUUCAAAGAGGUGCGCGUGUGGAGCCGCACCAGCGAGGGAGCGGAGAGGUUCUGCCGCUCCGUCGCGGGGCCGGUGACGGCGUGCGCCUCGGCGGAGGAGGCGGUGAGGGGGGCCGACGCCAUAGUGACGGCCACCAGCAGCACGGAGCCGGUGCUCUUCGGCCGGUGGGUCAAAGCGGGGGCGCACGUGGCAGCGGUGGGGGCUUGCAGGCCGAACUGGCGGGAGCUGGACGACGCGCUGAUGAAGGAGGCCGUGGUGUACAGCGACAGCAGGGACGGAGCCAUGGAGGAGUCCGGUGACGUCGUCCUCUCUGGGGCCCAGGUGUUUGCUGAGCUCGGAGAAGUUCUCAACGGGACGAAGCCUGCACACAGAGAGAAGACCACCGUCUUCAAGUCCCUGGGGAUGGGAGUCGAAGACGCCGUGUCUGCCAAGCUGAUAUUUGAUAAAUGGAAAGCCCAGACCGGCCCACCGCGAGGUGUUUAGUUAAGGGCUUCAGUCAGAACACAGGAAGCCUCCUGAGGAACCAUCAGCACCAUUGCUGGGCAUUUUCAGUGGAACCCUGAAUUAAACUGAAAUGGUUUUCUUGCUUUUGCUGUUUUGAUUCAAUAAAAAUUCAGUGGUUGUAUCUUUGAAGCCUUUUAUGAAGGAUUUGGUAAAAGUUCUUUGCUUGGAGAGAACAUUUGGGAAAAUAGUCUUUCCUCAACUAAUCCAGGAAAGUAGUGAAACAGUGUCUUAAAGAAAUGUGUCCUAGUUAUGGCAUACAACGGAUUGCGUGGUAUAUUCCAAACGAUGCACAGUGCAAUGUGGUCAGUCUAGUUGUGCACAUUUAAUAUUAAAUACUAUCCAAAAGUUAGUGUUGUGUUUGAGAAGAGAUCAGAUUUGGUCCAAUAGUUCUGAUAUUAAGCUCAGUAUAUAGUGUGGUACCCAAAGCUGUUGUUUUGAUGUUGUCCGCACUACAACGCAGUAAACUUUAAUUAAAUACAGAUUUUAAAAUGCUCUGUGGGUGUGCAAAUAAAAACACAACUGGAUUAUUUAAUUUUUUAUAUUUUUACUUGAAUGAAAUUACAUAAACAACUUCCCUUGUGGCUUUCAUACUUCAUUUUAUCCAUCUUGAAAAAAAUAAAAAACACUCCUGUAUGACCUGGGAAA